This is a messenger RNA of Scaptodrosophila lebanonensis, 1947 nucleotides long. RefSeq lists its product as uncharacterized. The record is from RefSeq and is a predicted model, not a curated record. The transcript has 2 exons. The coding region runs from base 1 to 1947 and encodes 648 amino acids. Lineage: Eukaryota; Metazoa; Arthropoda; Insecta; Diptera; Drosophilidae.
AUGUCCUGUUUCUGGAGUGUGCUUCUCAUUUCUGUAAUACGAGUGCAGAGCCAAGUCCUUAAUUACCAGGACACGGUCGUCAUUGGAAAUCAGACGCUGCCGAAAGCAUUUGAGCCGCGCUACGACGUGAAUACAGAGAUGUGUCAAAUGCCAUAUGUUGCCCCCGAAACACCGCAGAUACGAGCGCUGCGUCCAAAGCACAGAUCGAAGCUGCGCAGCUGCAAGUCCCUCGAUCCUUUGGUCACUGUCAGCUGGAAUCCGCAACACGGUCGCUAUCAACUCAAUGUGCAGAAGUCCGUGGCCAGGCAGUUGCUGGGCAAGUCGGCGCCAACAACCUUAUGCCAAUAUCAACAAAUACAGCGCGGCAAGUUGGCAGGAAAAAAGAUAGAUAAUGGAUACAGACUACUGCAUGGCAUCCGGUUUAAGAACCAUCAAUUGGUGCCCCCAAAUAUACAAAGCAUGCUGAUACAGUGUGAGAUUUUUGAAAAUGCCAGUUACGUGACAGAUCGUCUGCUUUUUAAAGACGGCCUGGCCUUUGUGCAGCCAAAGUUUCUGCAGUUGGAGCGACAAGCCGAUGCCCAUCGCCAGCCCAGCGUAGUCAUGAUUGGCAUUGAUUCGAUGUCCCGGGCCAAUAUGCGACGUACCUUGCCACGCGUGAGUCGCUUUCUCAGUGGCAGCAGCAACUGGCAUGAGCUGCAGGGUUUCAACAAGGUGGGCGACAAUACGUUUCCCAAUCUGCUGGCCACACUGACUGGCCACUCCAUGGAGGACAUUGUCCAGCUGUACUGUGAUGUGAAUAAUCAGACGCAUGUGGGCUGCAUGGAUAGUUUGCCUUUUGUGUGGAAGAAUUUUAAAUACGUAGGCUAUACGACAGCAAUGGCAGAGGAUUGUGUGAAGAUUAACACUUUUAAUAACUAUCGUCUUGGCUUUAAAUAUGCACCCGUCGAUCAUUAUUUGCGCCCAUUUUUGCUGGCCCUGGAGAAUCAUCUGCCAAAGUUCGACAUCAGGGGCUUUAACCAAUGUCUGGGUCAUCGGCCGGGCAUGCAAUAUAUCUUUGAGUAUUGCGCCAAGUUUGUGCAACGCUAUCUGAAAAAGCAGCCUAUGUUUGGUUUCUUCUGGACCAACAGCUUCUCGUCUGCCGAUUAUAUCGGACCCUCGGCCUACGAUCAGUUCUUGUACAACUAUUUAACAAAAUUUGAAGCAAUGUCUCUUUAUAACGAAUCCAUAGUGAUAGUCUUUAGCGAUCAUGGCAUGCGUUAUGGCAACCUUAUCAGACUGCCUGAAGGACAAUUGGAGGAACGUCUGCCUAUGCUCUUCAUCUCGCUGCCACCGUGGUUCAAGCGUCAAUAUCCGCGAUUUGCAAGCGCCCUGCAAACGAAUCGCAAUCGCCUGAGCUCGCACUUCGACCUUUACAUGACCCUGAAGCAUCUAACCAUGUUGCCUGUGGCAACAGAUCCUCAGCUCUUGCCCACUCCAAGUUGCAAGUAUUGCCAGAGCUUGUUCUAUGAGUUGCCGAAGGAACGCCGAUGCCAAGAUGCAGGCAUCAAGGCGCAUUGGUGUGCCUGCGAGAAUUACGAGCUCGUGCCACUCAGCAGUUUGGUUCAGGACAUGUGCCAUUUCGUGGUAGGACGAAUAAAUCAGCUCUUGGCCUCGCACAAUCUGACAAAAGUGUGCAGUCCCCUCCGUCUUUUCGGCAUAAAACAAUCGCAGCGGAAGCGCCGAUCGCCAAUGGAUCCCCCAGAUGUGACCUUCUAUCGCGUACGUCUGGAGGUGUUGCCUAACAAGGCCAUGUUUGAGGCAACUCUGCAGUACAGGGAGAAGUCCCAGACCAUGGAUAUGGACAUGGAUUUCAGCCGUCUGACCACAUUCAGUAGAGACUCUAACUGCAUUCACAACAAGAACCUCAAAAAGUAUUGUGUUUGUUACAAAAAUAUUAAAAUUAAUUGA